Molecule: messenger RNA, 4298 nt
Organism: Xyrauchen texanus (razorback sucker)
Lineage: Eukaryota; Metazoa; Chordata; Actinopteri; Cypriniformes; Catostomidae
Gene: mettl13
Product: methyltransferase 13, eEF1A lysine and N-terminal methyltransferase
Exons: 8
Coding region: 159-2264 (701 amino acids)
Source: RefSeq, a predicted model, not a curated record
AACAUGUGGGAGAGCAUAAAUUUGCGUCGCAUGCCAACUACAGCACCAGGGCAAUACAUUCAUUAAUAUAAUUGACUUAUUAUUCAGUGAAGUGGUCAAUUAUCCAGUGAAGUAUCGGGCUUAAUUCAGAGGUUAUUUAAAGAUUCAGAAACACAAGCAUGAGUUUACUGCCUCGCACCGCUGAGGAGUUCAGCUCGGCGGAAUACUGGGAGCGAUUUUUCCGUAAAAGAGGAGAGAAGGCUUUUGAGUGGUACGGAGACUACAACUCACUAUGCGGUGUACUACAUAAAUACAUCAAACCGCGUGAGAAGGUGUUGGUGGUGGGCUGUGGGAACUCUGAGCUGAGUGAACAGCUUUAUGAUGUUGGCUACCAUCAGUUAACCAACAUUGACAUCAGCGAGACCGUGGUGUCUCACAUGAACCAGCGUAACGUAGAGCGGCGUCCUGACCUGACCUUCCAGCAGGUGGAUGCCACCAAGACAGGCUUUGGGAGUGGGAGCUUCCAGGCAGCUCUGGAUAAGGGUACACUGGAUGCCAUGGCUUCUGAGGAGGAGGGUGCUCUGGCACGCGGGAUGCUGGAAGAAGUUGGCAGAGUUUUGGCCGUAGGGGGCCGGUAUGUUUGUGUAACGUUAGCCCAGGAACACGUCAUAAAAUUGGCCAUGGAACAUUUUGCCCAGGGCUGGGCUGUACGAAUCCACUGCUUAACUGGACAACAGAAUGAGGACUCCGAUUGCUCUUUCGCCCUACCUGUUUUUGUUCUUGUAUGCACCAAAUUCCGGCAAGCUUCUCCAUUUGCAGUGCUUGAGAUGUGCCAGGGGGAGGAUGGAGCUCCUUCUAGGCUUGCAUCAGUAUCUGAACUCUUGUCUGCUGUGAAGGAGAGACAGGCCUACAAUCUUCUGCUUCAUAGACUCAGAGGGGGAACAGAUGCAAGCAGCACACCUUCCCUCACUCUGUGCAAUGCAGCCACCGGCCAUCCGCGUUACACUCUGACAGUGCAGGAUAGCCCGCCUUCUGCCAAGCUGCCACGCACUAAUUACUUUGCCAUAUUUAUUGUUCCCCAGGGCCGUGAAUCUGAUUGGUUGUAUGGCUCAGCUGAAGGUCGGGCUCAGCUAGCAUCCAGUGCAAAAUUCAGACGCCUAGUCAUUGUGGCAAUGCAUCGAGAUCAGGAGUAUGACGACAUGCAGGCUGUCCAAUCAGAGCUGUCGCCAAUGGUGAUGGAACUCGCUCCUCCUGGAAUGCCAGCCAACCAGCAGGUGCCAUUCCUGUCUGUCGGUGGAGAUCUGGGGUGGAGGGAAAUCGUUGGAAGAGGGGUCAGUGCUUUGACUGGAGAGUAUUCUGUGGAGGACGUCAGAGGAGAGGAUGGUCACCUCUACCGCAGGCUGAUCUUUAUGAAUAAUUCCCAGCUAGUGCAGUCAGAAAGUAGACUCCGGUCCACAGCCACUUCUGCCCAUAAAAAGAAGAAUAGGAAAAAGUCCAAGGCUUCUGUUUCUGAAGCCCCUGCUUUAACAGGUGCUAAAGCACGUAGCGUGGACCGGGGAUUUCUCUGCUGUACACACCAUGAAGUCAUGGUGGCCGGUUUAGCCAUGCUAGGAUCAGAAGCAAUCAGUAAUAAAGGUCUUCCAACAGACCAUGCACUGUCCAUGUUACUGGUGGGGCUGGGUGGCGGGGGCCUGCCUCAGUUUGUGCAUGACUUUGUGCCUAGUGCACGGGUUGAGGUGGUGGAACUCGACCCAGCUGUGCUGGAGGUAGCUCAGACCUGGUUUGGGUUUCAGACUGAUGAGAGGCUGAAGGUUACACUUGGAGAUGGACUGGAGCACAUCAGAACACUGGAGAAUGAGGGUGGGCACUCUUUUGAAGUCAUCAUGUUUGACGUUGACAGCAAAGACACUACCCUGGGCAUGAGCUGCCCUCCACCAGCCUUUGUGGAAACAUCACUUCUGCAGAAAGUGUACAACUUGUUAACCCUUAGAGGAAUUUUUAUGCUGAACCUAGUUUGUCGUGACUCCGCUCUCAGGACGUCGGUGCUUAAACGUAUUCAAGCCGUGUUCCCAUGUGUGUUCUCUCGUGGAAUUGAGGGUGAAGUCAAUGAGGUACUGCUGUGUUGCAGAAGUGCAGGAGAGGGACACAAACCUAAUACCAUUCCUCCAUCAUUAAAGCUGACAGCAAUAGACCUACAGAAGUCUUUUCAUACUAGCACUCAGUCUGCCCCGUGUGUGCCUCAAAUAGACAUUACUGCAAUGUUAAAUGACCUGAAGGUCAUCUAAACAAUUUGGAGAGUUUUGUGUGAGUGCUUUGGCAAUCCAAAUAUAUUCUUUUUAUUAUGAAACGUUUGUAAAACAAAAUAGGAAUUAUUUGAAUAAUUAUGAUUUAAGAAACCUGAAGUAAGCUUUGUGUUAUGAACAGGACGACAAAUCAGUACAUUCAUGCAAAUCAUUAUGCAGCUCUCAAAUCAAAUAUGGCACAGGAUGGACAUCAGUAACAUCAAAACAUAUUUGGUUCUUGUGUGUCUUGUGACUAAACAUCAUGAUGUCAAACCUGCGCCAUGUUCUAUUUGAGAGUUGCAAGAUCUGACAGCAUUUUCUUUUUUUAUUUGUUUGUUGUUUUAAGAAAUUAUCCCAAGAUGGUUAUUAUGGUGAUUAACCUGUCAAACAUGACAACAUGUCAGUAAAGUUUAACAUUCAUUUGACCUUCUCUUCCUGCUCUUUGGAAGAAAACACCAUGUCAAAUGAUCAAAAGUGUAAUCUGAAUGUAUAAAUACUAUGAAAGAAGCAUUUUGAUAUCAUUGUCAUGAUGUCUAUCUGAAGUCUAAAGAUAUAAUUUAAAGACCCAAAUUAUUAUCGAUAGGACAUGCAAAACUUUGCAUUUUAUUUAAUACUUAAUAGAAAAAGAAAUGUUAAUAUCAGGAUGAAAUUUCACAUUGAGAUAUAAGACACUGGCAGGAUUUUAUCUUGCUGGAUUGUCUCAGAUUUAAAUAAUCCCACAUUGUCAGAGAUGAUGACUGGGAGAGUUGUUUUGUUAAAGUCAGUUCACAAGUAUGUCUGUGAAAGGUCAAUGUUCAUUAAAGGGAUAGUUUAUCCAAAAUUUAAAAUUCUCUCAUUUAUUCUCCCACAUGCCAUCCCAGAUUUGUAUGAUUUAUUUUCUUCUGCAGAACCCAAAUUAUGAUUCUUAGAAGAAUUUCCCAGCACUUUUGGUCCAUACAAUGCAAGUGAAUGGGUGCCAACAUUUUUACUCCCCAAAAAGCAAAUAAAGUCAUCAUUGAAUUAAUCCAUACGACUUCAGUGUUUUAAUCCAUAUUUAUAGAAUUGAUAUAACAGGUGUGGGUGAUAAACAGAUCAAAAUGUAAGUCAUUUUUUGCUAGGAAUUCUUCUCCCUGUUCAGUAGAGGGUGAAAUGCAUGAAGAAUGUGAAUUACCAAUAACACAAGAAGAAGAAUGUGAAAGUGAUCUGUUUUUCACCCACACCUGCCGUAUUGCUUCUGAAUAUAUUGAUUUAACCACUGGAGAUUUAUGGAUUACUUUUAUGCUGACUUUGAUUUUUGGAGCAUUUAGCACCCAUUCACUUGCAUUGUAUGGACUAAAAGAGCUGGGAAAUUCAUCUAAAAAUAUUCAUUUGAGUUCAGCUGAUGCAAGAAAGUCAUUCACAUCUGGGAUGACAUAAGAGUGAGUAAACGAUGAGGUAAUUUUUAUUUUUGGAUGAAGUGUUCAUUUAAAUAUUGGGACCCUGUCUUCAUUUUCAGCUUAGAAGAACUGGAUAAAAUGAACAUAAAUACACAGGUUACAGACAUUGCUCUAAACAUCUAUUUUCUGUUCCUUUUGAUUGACCUUUUUUUUUUAUUAUUAUAAAUCUCCACUUUUGACCAGCCUUCCUGUGUGCAUUCACUACCGGUCUUCAUCUUUAGUUUUUUGCCGAUUUGUGCAUAUUGGCACCUACUGGGCUGUUGCGCAAAUAUGAUUUAUUAUUUUCCUUUCCUUUUAUCUCUCCCUUUUUCUUUCUUUCUAACCUCUGCCCAGUAGGUGGUGAUAUGCAGGAAGAUUUUGUGGGAAUAAAUAACAUUUAUUGCAAUUAAAUUUCCUCAAACACUACUCAAAACAGAAGCGAAUGAAGUACUCAGUGAGCUAUGAGCCUAAAUAGCACAAUACAUUAAACAGGCCGGCUGACAUUUCUAGAGACCUCAUACUGAAUUUCCAUGAGGCAGCGAACACAUUAUUGCCAUGUGCACUGCUGCUGUUAAGUAAAGAAUAUCCGAAUAGUGAUUUUAGUAUUCGAAUAGUGGCGUGUCGUCUAUACGCGCACAUAGUC